AUGUUGUUGUGCUUGAAGUAUUUAGGAAGCACUUCUUUGGAGAACCUGCCCUGGUCAAACACAUGGAAGCUGUUGCCGUUCUACAAAGCCAAAGAGAAAUUAAAAUCGAAGAAAAGAAACGUCGAGGAAGACGAGGAAGAACUCUUCACUCCAGACAGUGGUCAUCUUGAUGACAGCGAUGAGGGGAAUGAUGAUCUCUCAGACAGUGAGGAGAGUGUCUUCUCCGGGCUGGAAGACUCUGGAAGUGAUGAUGAGAGUGAUGACGAUGAAGAGGCAGAAGAAAUCGAUUCCGCAGAAGAGGAGGCAGAUAUUAAUGAAAACGGAAAGAGCACGAGUGAGCCUUCCACCAAGACUGCAGGCAAACCUCAGACAGAAAACAGAAAGCUGAAGAAGGAAAAGCAUGUGGCUGAAAAGGAUGAAACAGAAGAAAAGAGUCUGAAAUCAGACAGAGCCAGUGGCCUUAAUACAUCAUCUCAGGUGGACGAGUAUGAUCAGGACACUUCAGAUGAAGAGGACAUCCGCAACACAGUGGGCAAUAUUCCAAUGGAAUGGUACAAAGAUUAUCCCCACAUCGGCUAUGACCUGGACGGCAAAAAAAUCUUCAAACCAAUCAGGAGCAAGGAUGAGCUAGACGAAUUCCUAGACAAAAUGGACAAUCCUGAUUACUGGCGCACAGUCCAUGACAAGAUGACUGGCACAGAUAUCCGUCUGUCCGAUGAGCAGGUGGAUCUAGUGCACCGCCUGCAACAAGGCAAAUUUGGUGAUGUUAACUUCAACGAGUAUGAGCCUGCAAUUGACUUUUUCUCCAACGAAGUGAUGAUCCAUCCGGUGACCAACAGGCCUGAGGACAAACGCAGCUUCAUUCCCUCUCUCAUUGAGAAAGAGAAGGUAGGCAAGCUGGUUCAUGCCAUAAAGAUGGGCUGGAUUAAGCCACGCAGGCCCAAAGACACCACACCUCAAUACUAUGACCUGUGGGCACAAGAGGACCCCAAUGCCAUCCUGGGGCGCCACAAAAUGCACAUCCCUGCUCCAAAGAUGAGACUGCCAGGUCACGAGGAGUCCUACAAUCCCCCUCCAGAAUAUCUGCUCACAGAGGAAGAGAGAUUGGCAUGGGAACAGCAGGACCCAGAGGACCGCAAGCUGAACUUCCUGCCGCAGAAGUACCCCUGUCUCCGUGCCGUACCUGCGUUCUCACGCUUCAUCCACGAGCGCUUCGAGCGCUGCCUUGACCUCUACCUGUGUCCCCGCCAGCGCAAGAUGAGAGUGAAUGUCAACCCAGAGGACCUGAUUCCCAAGCUGCCCAAACCUAAAGACCUGCAGCCCUUCCCUACCACCCAGUCCCUGGUGUACCGUGGUCACUCCAGUCUAGUCCGUUGUAUCAGUGUGUCUCCCAGCGGACAGUGGCUGGUAUCAGGCUCAGACGACUGCACAGUGCGCUUCUGGGAAGUGAGUACGGCACGCUGCCUGAAGACGGUGGAGGUGAGCGGGGCUGUGAAGAGCGUGGCGUGGAGUCCCAACCCUGCUGUGUGUCUGGUUGCCGUUAGUUAUGGUGAGACUGUAGUGCUGAUAAACCCUGGGCUUGGAGAUAAGCUGAUCUGCAGUGCCAGUGAUCAACUCAUCUCCUCCUACGAGGACCCAGAGGAGGCCAAGGAGCAGGCGGUGCAGUGGGCAGUUGCUGAGGGCAAAGGUCAUGAUCAGGGCCAGCGGCUCAUUCUCACUCACCCCAAGGCUGUGAGACAGGUGAGUUGGCAUGGCAAAGGUGACUACCUGGCCUGUGUUAUGCCCGAUGACGGCAGCUCUGUACAGGUGGUGAUCCAUCAGGUGAGCAAACGGCGCACGCAGAACCCCUUCCGUAAGAACAAGGGCAUGGUACAGUGCGUCUCUUUCCAUCCCAUCCGGCCCUAUUUCUUUGUGGCCACACAGCGCUAUGUGCGUAUCUACAACCUCAUCAAACAGGAGCUCACCAAGAAGCUCAUGGCCAACUGCAAGUGGAUCUCCAGCAUGGCCGUGCACCCGGGAGGUGACAAUGUGAUCUGUGGCAGCUACGACUGUCGACUGGCCUGGUUUGACCUGGAUCUGUCUACAAAGCCCUAUAAAAUGCUCCGGCACCAUAAGAAGGCUCUGAGGAGCGUGGCCUACCACAAGCACUACCCUUUGUUUGCCUCAGGCUCAGAUGACGGCAGUGUUGUUGUCUGUCACGGGAUGGUGUACAAUGACCUGUUGCAGAAUCCCCUCAUUGUCCCAGUGAAAGUUCUGAAAGGUCAUACCAUCACUCAUGACUUAGGGGUGCUUGACGUGGCUUUCCACCCUACCCAACCCUGGGUCUUCUCCUCAGGGGCUGAUGGAACAGUCCGUCUCUUUACCUAGUCAAGUUUUUUCUAUAGCUUAGUGACUCAAACUGGAUUAAGAGAGAAUGUGAUUUUUAAUUUUCAUUUCUACAAGUUUUAGUACAUCUACAUCUUGUUACUCCCAGAAAAUGUAUGUACUCAGUAUAAUCUCUCUCUUGCCUUGUCUGUCACAUUUUUAUUAAAAACAAGAGAAAGAAGAAAAUAUCAAACCAAUUUCAGAGAGCCAUGAGCAUGCUUCACUGCAUAAAGCAGAAACCCGUCUGAUUACCCCUGAUUACCUACUCCUGAAACCAUGAGCGGUCCGGAAGGCCUUUUCCCACACUGCCGAGCAGCCGCCUCACAGUGAACCAAUACUGAACCGCUAAUCCUUGGACAAGGAGACAACUCAUGAAAAAAUAUAUGUUCUACUAUUAGACAUGCCAAAAGAAACAACAAAGAACAAAGCUGAAGCUGUGAGCUUCAGGAGUCCUGUCCUACCCAAGCUCAUUUUUCAAUUAAACCCAAGCUUGUUUUACGUCCUGAUUUUGAACUGCUGUUUCAGUUAUUUGCCAGUGUUCGUGAUCAGGCACGCUAUACUGAGUCAUUAAACAUGUUGAGUUGUGAAACGUUGACUGAGUGAAUUUCUGAGAAACGUUAUUUUUAAUUAAAACUGGUGUUCCUUGAA
Molecule: messenger RNA, 3012 nt
Organism: Pangasianodon hypophthalmus (striped catfish)
Lineage: Eukaryota; Metazoa; Chordata; Actinopteri; Siluriformes; Pangasiidae
Gene: bop1
Product: BOP1 ribosomal biogenesis factor
Exons: 17
Coding region: 1-2367 (788 amino acids)
Biological process (GO): maturation of LSU-rRNA from tricistronic rRNA transcript (SSU-rRNA, 5.8S rRNA, LSU-rRNA); ribosome biogenesis
Cellular component (GO): preribosome, large subunit precursor; PeBoW complex
Molecular function (GO): protein binding; ribonucleoprotein complex binding
Source: RefSeq, a predicted model, not a curated record